AUGAACAAAUCUUCGUCUUCAAAAACAACUUCGCAAACUGCACCAAAGCAAUUGAAGAUUCAAAAACAAAAUCCACAAAAAUCGAAAUGUACCGUCUCACGAUGUGUAUGCAUUCAGUUGAUAUUUCUAUUAGCUCUCGUUCUAUUAGCAGCGAUCAUUAUUCCUGUCAUUGUUAUUGUACUUGCUAAUAGUGGAAGUAAUUCGUGUGCAAAAACAUAUUCUGAUAGUUUUACAUCUGGUGUGACUGCAACAACUCAAUGCACAAGUUGGAGAAGUUUUACAACUGGCUUAACUUGUACAACUUAUUCCAAAAUGCGUAUUUAUGGUUCGAACGAUCCAACGGGUAUAACAAUAGCAGAUGUAUCUACCGUAACUGCACUUGCUGUGGCUUUGAAAUACAAUACAACAUUGAUUGCUCGUUACAAUGGAAUUAAUUGGAGAGUCGGACCAGACUGGUCGGGUUAUGAAAUAACUUCUACAGGGGGUCACACUUGUAGUACAGGUUAUACAGUCAGACCAUGCGCAGGGAAUCUUCAUUGGGGAGGAAUUGCGGGUGCCACGUGCAGUCCAUUGUCACAAACUCUAUCGAUUUCUUUUGAAUGA
Molecule: messenger RNA, 603 nt
Organism: Adineta ricciae
Lineage: Eukaryota; Metazoa; Rotifera; Eurotatoria; Adinetida; Adinetidae
Source: the annotation of a GenBank genome assembly